This is a messenger RNA of Trypanosoma brucei brucei TREU927, 1887 nucleotides long. Its product is annotated as kinesin, putative. The coding region runs from base 1 to 1887 and encodes 628 amino acids. Lineage: Eukaryota; Euglenozoa; Kinetoplastea; Trypanosomatida; Trypanosomatidae. Gene Ontology annotation, biological process: microtubule-based movement. The record is from RefSeq and is a predicted model, not a curated record. The transcript has a single exon. Gene Ontology annotation, molecular function: microtubule binding; ATP binding; microtubule motor activity.
AUGGCAAAACCACUCAGCGGCAAGGCAGCUCCGAAGAACAUUUCGGUUUUUCUUCGAGUGAGGCCGCCCGUCCCGCGUGAGUUAAAGGGAGGAACUUUCAAUAAUCUUGUGUGUGAUCCUUCUGACCCGCAGCGCGUUACAAUAACAAGAGGAGGUUCUGCGCGCAAAGGAACAAAGUCGUUUCUUUUUAAUCGUGUCUUCGAUCCGGAAUGCACACAACAGACGAUUUACAAUGAGGUUGCACGUGGGGCUGUGGAUGCUGCAUUUGAUGGUCAGCAUGGCGUGCUUUUUGUCUACGGUCAAACAGGUUCCGGUAAAACAUUUACCAUCAGUAAUAAUGACCCAGAGAAACCUGGUGUGCUACAGCAGAGUCUUCGUGAUAUAUGGGAUCGUUUCCAGGCUGAUACGGAAUACGACUACUCUUGCACCGUAAGUUAUGUUCAAUUGUAUAAUGAAAUGCUGACGGAUCUGUUAGAUCCCCAAGGAGGGCGUGUACGAAUUCAACUUGGCCCUGAGGGUCGCGGUGAUGUGGUGCUAGUUACGGAGGCGUCUGGCGCGUCGAUCGAAAGGAAAGUGGAAAGCUAUGAAGAUUGUCUCAAGUACUUUUAUGAGGGAAUGGACCGUAAGGAGAUGACCAGCACCAAAAUGAACAAUACCAGCUCCCGUUCCCACACCGUGUUUAAUUUCAACCUCACACGGUCUGCUAAGGUGAAGACGGUGGAUCUGAGCAGUGCUAAGGCUAACAAUGAACCAGUAAUAGCACUACAAGGUCGUCUCGUCGUUUGUGACUUAGCGGGAAGCGAGCGUGCCAGCCGAACCAAUGCUGAAGGAAAAACGCUGGAUGAGGCAACGCAUAUUAACGGGAGUCUGCUCGUGCUGGGGAAGGUUGUUGCGGCGUUGACUGAAAGUGGGUCUCAGCACGCCCCGUUCCGCGAGUCGAAACUCACUCGUAUUUUGCAAUACUCUUUGCUUGGUAACGGCAACACGUCCAUUGUUGUAAACUGUAGCCCCUGCGAUGAUUCUACUGAGGAGACUUUGGGCGCUAUUAUGUUUGGUCAGAGGGCAAUUCAGAUUAAACAGGAUGCCAAGCGACAUGAGAUUCUGGACUACAAAGCUCUCUAUUACCAAUUGCUUGCCGAUCUCGACUCAAAGAAUGACAGGACGCUGGAGACCGCCUUGUCGGAAGAGCGGACAGCUUACGAGGAUCGUAUUCGUGUACUUGAGGAACGGAUCAAGAUUCUCACAUCUGAGAACGAUAUGUUACGGCGCGAGAGUUCGCAGCUGGGCGGUACCGGACCUGUUAGUGGCACUUCCACUGCGUCUGGUGCAGCAGCAGCAGCAGUUGCGAUGGGCGGUGAUGAUGCUAAUGACUGGCGAUCUUUGACAAUGAAAAUGAGGCGUGCUAUAGAGAAGCUUGAUGCCGACUUGAAGCGCACUGAUAAGGAGCGUGUGGAACUUGCACAAUUUCUUGCUCUAGAGAAGAACAAGGUGAACGUCUUGGCGCAGAAACUCCGUGCGGAAUCGCUGAAACAUAUAAUGGAGAACAAAGAACUAACGCAGCGCGUGACUGAACUUUCUAUUGAUAACGCGAAGCUGAAGGGCACCGAUUAUAUCAGUUUCCAGCCCAGUGCAGCAUGUGAGGAUGCCCUUCCAUUGUCGUUGGAUUCACCGAGAAGGGGGACCCCUUCCAGUGGCUUGUCGCAGUCAAUCAAUGUAGGCGAUGCGUAUCUGCAGGAGCAACUUGACAAGGCGAACCGGCAGCUGCGUGUGCUUAAUGAGGAGCGAGUGGAGUUAAUUGUAUAUCAAAUGAUGGCUAGUAAGGCCAUUCGGUUGUUACAUGCAGAGAAGACGUCUCUCGCUAACCAUCUUGAGAAACUGAAAGCGUAA